GCAAUGGGUUUAUUCCGCUGCCGUUGACGUCAUGUGGCAGAGGGAGGUUCAGGCGCUGCCUCAGCCGAGAUGGCGGCUUGCCUCAGUCCGGGGAAGGUGCAGUCGUGCUGAGCGGACCCACGGAUCAAGGCGGCCGGUCAGAGGAUGCUGAGGGGCGGGAUAUUGCCGAUGCAGACGCCGUGAAUCAGCCGCCCGCCCUCAUUGCCGCUCGGAGCGUGUGUGCGGCUGCAGCGAGCCGGGCACGGCAGGUGGACCCUCGGCUCGCCCCGCACCCCUGCGCCCGCCCGGGACCAUGGCCGCGGAAGGUGAGCUGCUCAAGGCGCAGAGCAUGGAGCAUUACAAGGCUGAGAUUGAGAGGCUGGCCCGAGAGCUGUCCGAAACGACCCACGAGAAGAUCCAGGCUGCAGAGUACGGGCUGGUGGUGCUGGAGGAGAAGCAGUCGCUCAAGCAGCAGUACGACGAGCUGGAGAGCGCCUACGAGACAGUCAAACACGAGCUGGAGCAGCUGAAGGAGGCAUUUGGACAGGCAUAUUCCAACCAUCGCAAAGUUGCAGAAGAUGGCGAGACCCGUGAGGAAACUCUUCUGCAAGAGUCUGCAUCGAAGGAAGCAUAUUAUCUUAGUAAGAUUCUGGAGCUGCAGACAGAGUUGAAGCAAGCCAGGACCGUUGUGGUAAACGUCCAGUCUGAAAAUGAACGGCUCAGUGCUGUUUCAUUGGAUCUAAAGGAGAAUAAUGAAAUGUUGGAGCUACAGCGAAUACGAAUGAAAGAUGAGAUCCGAGAGUACAAGUUUCGUGAGACACGACUCCUGCAGGACUACACUGAGUUAGAAGAGGAGAACAUCACUCUACAAAAGCUUGUCUCAACCCUCAAGCAAAAUCAGGUAGAAUAUGAAGGACUCAAACAUGAGAUUAAACGUCUGGAAGAGGAGACAGUACUGCUCAAUAGUCAGCUGGAAGAUGCCAUACGGUUAAAGGAGAUUGCUGAACACCAGUUGGAAGAAGCGCUGGAGACAUUAAAGAAUGAACGUGAACAGAAGAACAAUUUGCGCAAGGAACUCUCACAGUAUAUAAACAUGAGUGACAGCAUGUACAACAACCACAUAAACAUUGCUGUUGAUGGACUAAAAUUUUCAGAGGAUGGCAAUGAACCUAACAAUGAUGAUAAAGUAAAUGGACACAUACAUGGCUCAUUGGUAAAACUCAACGGUGAUUACCGAACAUCAACAACCAGAAAAACUGACAGCCCAGGUCUGGUCUCUGAUCUGUUCAGUGAGCUCAACAUUUCAGAAAUGCAAAAACUUAAGCAACAGCUUAUACAGGUAGAGCGAGAAAAAGCCAUACUCCUGGUCAAUCUUCAGGAAUCUCAGACACAACUGGAGCACACCAAGGGCGCACUGACCGAGCAGCAUGAACGAGUCCACAGUCUGACAGAGCACGUCAAUGCAAUGAGGAGGCUCCAGGUCAACAAGGACUUAAAGACCGACCUGGAAAAUGAAAAAGGACGCGAGUCUGGGGAAGAAACUCAUGACUAUGAAGUGGAUAUUAAUGGACUGGAGAUUCUGGAGUGCAAGUACAAGGUUGCAAUCACGGAGGUAAUAGAUCUCAAAGCCGAACUUAAAAGCUUGAAGGAAAAGUACAACAAGUGUGUGGAGACGUACACCGAAGAGAAGACCAAAUACGAAAACCGCGUGCAAGAACUGGACAAGCAAGUGAGCUGUCUGGAGAAAAUGAACAAGGAAUACAACGACAAGAUCACGCACUUUGAAACAGAAAUUAAGUCAUUGACAGUCAUGGCAAACGAGGGCCAUAACACGCUCAACGCAGCGCAGGAUGAGCUGGUGACCUUCAGCGAGGAGUUGGCACAGCUUUACCACCACGUGUGCUUGUGCAAUAACGAGACCCCAAAUAGGGUGAUGCUGGACUACUACCGGCAGAGCAGGGUGACCCGCAGCGGGAGCCUGAAGGGGCCGGAUGAUCCUCGAGCUAUCUUGUCUCCACGGCUUGCCCGCAGGGGCCUGGCUUCGCCGGUUGACUCCAGAAACUCGCCGGAGCAUUUGCCGAAAGAGGUCGGGAAAGACAACGCACAGCAGAGCCCAACGAAGGCAGUCAGCGCCUCGGGCUCACCCGCAGUAAUGGCGCCUCCCUCCUCACCCGUCUCCGACACGAGUGACAUCAGGAGAGAGCCCAUGAACAUCUACAACCUGAACGCCAUCAUACGGGACCAGAUAAAGCACCUGCAGAAGGCAGUGGACCGGUCUCUGCAGCUGUCCCGGCAGCGGGCAGCCGCACGGGAGCUGGCCCCGAUGAUUGACAAGGACAAGGAAGUUCUGAUGGAAGAGAUCCUGAAGCUGAAGUCGCUGCUGAGCACAAAACGCGAGCAGAUAGCGACGUUACGGACGGUCCUGAAGGCCAACAAGCAGACAGCAGAGAUUGCCCUGGCAAAUCUGAAGAGUAAAUAUGAAAAUGAAAAAACCAUGGUGACCGAGACGAUGAUGAAACUGCGAAACGAACUCAAGGCCCUGAAGGAGGAUGCAGCGACCUUCUCGUCCUUACGUGCCAUGUUUGCCACCAGGUGUGAUGAAUAUGUGACGCAACUGGACGACAUGCAGCGGCAGCUGGCAGCGGCCGAGGAUGAGAAGAAGACGCUGAACUCCCUGCUGCGUAUGGCGAUCCAGCAGAAGCUGGCCCUUACACAGCGGCUCGAGGACCUGGAGUUCGAUCACGAGCAGUCUCGGCGCAGCAAGAGCAAGCUGGGGAAAAGCAAAGUUGGCAGUCCAAAAUUUUUUGUAGAUUGUCAGCAGUCUGCUACCUCCAUAUCGCCACACUGCUCACAACUAGACAGAGGAUGUGACUCAGAAACUGAAAGUCCUAAUAUAGCUCUCCAGGAAGAGCAACCACAUUCCAGAUCAAAAUGUGUCCCUCUCAGAUGUAUUUCUAAGACUCCUCCCCAAUCCUAGUCAUGCCACAGGAUGUUAUCCACUGGAGAAAGAAGCAAGAUUCCACUGGCACUGAUGCAUUGCCAGGAAAGCCCAGAGGCUCUCCUAUGUUGCUUCACUGCUGAGCCCCAAUUCCUAUUGAUGGUGGGAACAAAGAAGAGAAUGUUGACCAACGUGAAAUGUGAAGCACUGAGCAUUUGUCUGGAAAACCUCCUUUGCUGUUAUUUUCCCCUUCCUCCAUCUCUUAUUUUGGAGUAUAAAGGCUAACUAACUUUUGUGAAACAAUAGCUCACAGUUGCUUGGUUUUUGCCUGUGAAACACAAGUAGAGAUCGGAAAAAGGGGGCAGAGAAAAGCACUAAUAUAAUUAAUUUGCAAAUGAUGGAUAUCAGUCAUUCAGCAUCUGAGAUUAGAAACAGGAGUUGAUUUUGAUGUGUGUUUCAGUAAUUUUGGCAGCAUGAGGUGAUGCAUUUAUUUUGUAAGUUUGUCCAAACCAAUGUUUCAGUAUAUUGUGCACUUCUUUGAUUUUAUGUUUGAUUUUUUAAAAUUUAUUGGAUGAUCUUUGGUAGGAAAUUAUUAUUUGGAAAUGAUGUUGUGAUUGUCUAAAAAGAAAAAAAAACAGUAUUUUGACAUGAUUAGCAUUCCUAGACUAUGCUGUUACUAUGCCAAGAGUGGGCCAUCAUAAUGGUCUGUGGCAAUGGUGGCAACUGUGAACGAAGCAUCAGUUCUUCUUAACUAUUUGCAUUUCUGAUGCCAGAGAUCUGCUACUGCAUUUUUAUUUAUUCAUUUGUCCUUGUAUUUAACUUGUAAAUGGAUGCAUUUGAUUUGUACCUUUUCAUAAAACCAGAGUAUUAUAAUAUUUAUUUGAUGUUUGGGGUAGGUAGCAAACAGAGAUUGCUUGAUCUGCCAUGUUUUUUUUCAAAAGGUUGUUGCUAAUAUUAUUGAAUAGCUUUUUUUGCUUCCAGGUCACAGUAUUAUUAAUUUGGUGCUUCUGUUGAGCAAAAAACGGGAUAUUAUUGCCAGGACAGUAUCUUCUAAGAUAACUGACUAAAUAGGCUACAAACAUUUUUCUAUAUUGUGUGCAAGGGCUUGGAACAUUUAUCUGUAAGUAUAAUGUCUUAAGUGUGACAAAUUUUACAUCUUGUUAGAUAAACGUAUCCAAGGACCCCCAUAGACUGGUGUUGAUAUUUGAAAUAUCAGAAUUAAUUGUGUUAUCACCAUGGAUCAGUAUUAGUAGAGUUUGAAGAGUUCUACGAGGCUGAGCAGACCAUGGGAACAUGUGAACAAAUAUGUGAAGGGCAUGGACAGUACAGUUAUUAGAAAAGUAAAGAUGGGACUCUUAAUGAUUAUUCCCCUUGUCGCAAAAUGAAUAUUCCUUCCACUUAUACAGUCAAACAUACUUCUGAAUCUCAUGAAGCCAAGAGUUUUCUGCCAGAUGUUUACAUUUUCGUUUUCCCAAGGUGAAGUUGGCAAAAAGCUGUGUAUCUGUUGACUUCUUUUUCAGUUUCCUGUCCAGCAUAUUUCACUAUUUGCACAAUUCAUGCACAGUUGUGUUACUAUACAAUUUUAAUUUAUGUUAUAAUUUAGUUUAUGAAGUUAAAUAACUUAUUACUGGAUGCUAUUUUGAUUUGUACCUUUUCAUAAAACACUGUAUGCAAAUAGUAUAUAUGCAAAUAGUAGAUAUUAUGUGUGUAUAUAUAGAUACCAUUUUGUAAUUAUUCAUUUCUAUUAACAAAAUUCUGGGAACACAAUGGAUCCACACCAGUGGCGUAACUGUGUAUUGCACUCAUGCCGUGCAAAACAUUUGUUGUGCGGAUCAACCUUUUUGUGAUGUGAGAGGAACUUCAGCCUGAUAGUCUUUUUUUUAUGAAAGACUAUUCUCAGCACUGCCAUCAUAAGGCAAAGGAAUACAUCAUACCCAACUGGUUAAAGAGUCACAGUAAAAGGGCAAUCGGUUAACAAAGGGCACCCGUCUUGAUGGAAGAUGAAAUAUUUGGGAAAACUUCAUUUUAAAUUAGUGGGCAAAUAGAUCACAAGAAAAAUGAACUACAUGAAAGUACUCAUGUUAUUGGAGCUCAAUGUCAUUGUGCUGAAAAUACUACACAGUUCUUCUUGGUAUGAAAAAAUUUGCCAAAUUAUUCUUCCUGAAGACUGUGCCCUUUUAUGGAUAUAUUACAAAAAUAUUACUAACUUUAUACAAGCUAAUAUGUUACAUAUAACAAUUUAUGACUAAAGUAAGAAGCAACUAAUCUACUUAGAAUUUUUAAAAAGUUGUUUCAUAAAAACUAUAUGCCAAUAUAAUGGGCCACAGAAAAAGACUGUUUAGAUUCUUUUUUUAUGUCCAUUUGGAAACUGAGAUCUGAUCUGCAGCCCACUCCUAUAUGCCACAGCUACAACAAAGGCAGUAUGAUCAGAUUGAUUAAGAAACCACUGAAGUAGAAUUUCAGCAAUUAAUUGAAAUGAUUUCCCUAAAUUUUGUACACACCCUGAGUCAAUAAAGUGAAUCUGCAUAGGACUGCUUCAGCUGAACAGAGUGGGUAAUAAAUGUUGUGGCAACUGAAAAUCUCUGUUAUACUCCUCGGUAUACCAGUUUUGAAAAGAACACAAAUUAUGUUGCAUUCAGUUUGUAAAUAUUUGCAAUUUAUACUAAAAUCAACAACUGCUGAUUAUGUGCAGUUAUCUACACUGAACAGGCAAAUUGUGAAUAAUGACUUAAGUGAAUGCCAUAAUCAUCGCUCUGCUCUCCUUGCCUUCCAAUUUGUUGAUGCGUUGAUCGCUACAAUCAUGAUUGCUCUCAGCUAAUAUCCUGUUUCUUUUUACAAUCCAUUUGUGAACAAUGACGAAAAAUUCUAUUGUUACUGACAUUGUUAAAACAUCCUUGACAGGAUAUCCUUAGUUAGUCUGGACUGCUAUCAAUUGGCGUUGAACAAAGUUCACAGUGUGAACAGGAUUGCAAAUGAUGUUGCUGUUACUGUAAAGAACAAGCUGAAUUCAACUGAACCUAAAAUUGUGCACAAAAUCUAUUUUUGUUGUUAAGUUACUUCAUGUGUAUUUUUAUAUUUCCAACAAAGUAUAUUAGUGAGAUAUAUUUUCCAUGGUAUCCAGCUGGAAUGUUAAAUAUUUUGACAAAGCAGCUGGAUGUCGCAAAGGAUAAAGCAGUUUAAAUUACCCACCCUGUCAUAUAUAUUAUAUAAAGAAAUUAAAAAUUGCAGUAUUAAUGUUCUGUCACUUAAUGUUACUGGCACACUAGGAAAACAUUAUGGGCUACAUAUUUCUCUCUGGUAACUUGAGCCACAGAGGAAUAUGUAUUUCUAUAUUAUUCAAAAAGCACACAAAAGGCAUUUAAAGAUAAAACAUCAUUACUGCACUGAUAUUCUUUCCAUCAUGACUCUUGAAUCCAAUAACAUUGGGCUCAUGAAAAAUUGAAUAUUGAAAUAUGAGAGAUUAUUGACUUUAGAAUCCUGGAGAUAAUGGUUGUUUGCAUGUUGUUAGCUAUUUUACAGCAAGGGUUAGUUUUAGGAAUUAUCUAAUUAUUUGUCUUCAGUGUUGAUGCUUCUGUAUAAAACUUCAAUUGAUGAUCUACCACACCCUAUACCACCACCCCCAUCGCCAACCCUUCCCAGCCACUUGUUGUCCAAGCAGCUAGCUCAAGAAUUGGAAAACAGAUACGUUGAGAAUGGAUAAAAAACUUGAUGCACCUUAUCUUCUUUCUUUCUCCCCCUGCAGAAUGGUUUCAGAUUAAAGUUUAAAUUAUCAGUCUUGCUGAGAUUGUAACCCGUGUGAAACCAUUGUACUUAGCCAGAGUACUCUUGAGUUCUCAGGGUUGGCAAGGUCAUACGCACAAGUGUCUUUCCCAAUUCUGCUUUGGACAUGUUGAUCUUGUACUAGCACAAUGAAAAUCAGCAGCUCCAAAAAUAUCAUCUCAGCCUUUUCAUUAUAGAUGUAGUAUUUUAAAUGUGUUGUUUGAUGGGAACUCCCUUGUGUCCUAAUUCAAACCAUAAUGGUAUGUGUGAUUUUUUUUAAAAUUACAGUAUUUUAAAAGCCUUCCAUUACCCCAAGACUAAAAUAUACAUCUCAUCUGGCUCUUUUUACAUUGCUGAGUUCAAAAAAACUCCUCUGUUCACUUUUAGCAAGUUCUUGUAAACCAAUUUAUUUCCUAGAUAUUUGUGUUUGUUGCUUCUGUUGCUAUAGGACUACCUGAAAUCCAGGAAUGGAGAUUUCUAAUAUAUAGCAGGCAACCAGCGGGUUGUAUAAUGUAUAUGUCACUGCCUUAUGAAAAUACAAUCACAAACACAAACUGCUCAAGGUGUCUCACAUGAACACUGGCAAAUAAAAGUAACUUAUACAGAUCUGGUUUACUAGAAAUUUACUGAAAAUAUGACUGAAGGUUCUUUUUUUUGAGUCUAUAGUGUAUACUUUCCAUUUCUGGAUACUAUUUAAAAUAUGUAAGCUUCUAAUUUGAAUUUCUUUUUGCACUACCAACACUUUCAAUAUUGUAGAGGUUUAAGUAGUGAGGUCUUCUAGAAUAAUGAUUAAAACCCUUGUGAUCUCAUUUUAUUUUAUUAUCUCAGCCUUAAACUUGAGUUCUUAUGUAUAAAAAAAAUAUAGUUGAAAACAGAAGACAAUGAAUCGAAACAAACUAAUCUCUUUUCACAGAUCAGCCUGACUUAGCUGCUUUUUCCCUACAAUAUUCUCUCUCUGGAACCACAUGGGUAUAACUGUACUCUACCAAAACUGUGCCAUUUUACUUUACUUAGCCUGCCAAGGUAUUACAUUUUUAACAGAUGCUUAUUUCAAUUUUCUUUAAAAAAAAUUGUUUCUCUUACUGUCAGUGUAAAACCAUUCAGAUUUCCACAUUGGACACAGUUUGAAGAUUACACAGGCAGAAUACACACUCUUCUGACCUAUGCUUCUUGGUCCCUAUUCAUUGCCAAUUGAUUGAAGGUCAUAAGUAAACUACAUGAACAUACAAGUGGGAUUUUCUUCACACCUGCCUUUGGUGUAAUACCACGAGUGUCUUUUUAAGAGCCUUGGUAGAUUUAAAAUUUUUCUCCCUUAAAAAUAAGUUUUGUUAGACAGCAAACAGCUUGCCCAAAGAAUGGUUCAUAUUAAAGAUACGUUGAGAUUAAUAUUAUAACUCAGUCAAAUGUGCAAAGAGAACAAACAUUCAUAAGAUGUGAAAAGAACAAAGCCACACCACCAACACAUGAGUCGGAAGUAAAGUCUUAUUUAAUGGUCAGUGUCCAAUCCAAGUGCAGAGAUGAGAUUCCAUUUAAGAGCAAGAAGACAGGCAUUACUGCUAGAAUCUCUGAUUUACUAGUGUUGUCAUUAAAUCCAACCAUCACAUUUUCUCGGUGUUCAGAAGAGUUUAAACAUCAGAUAGUCUUUUUAAUCAUUGUUCUGUAUGAUAUAGGCUGCUUUUGGGAUUGCUAUGAGUCAUAUAUUACAUCAAACAUCUAUGGUAACAAUUGCCUUUAUUGGAAGUAAAAAUGUGAUGCAAGUUCAACACAAAAUCAGAGGUGGUUUGGUAGAUAGAUUACACCUUAUUGUAUACUAUUAUUCUCAGGUCAGUGGAGAUGAAUAUUUGACAGAUCUCCACAUGUUAAAAGUACUGAUGUCACCUUAAGGUAGACCUAUAAGCAAUCUAUCUUUUAAUGGCAUUUAUUCAGGCUUCAUUGAUUUUUACGCUGGAACAUAAUUUGACCUGAUCGAAGUCACUUAGGUGGUAUAGCCAUCUCCUUGGCUUUGAACUUUGCUUUGGUCAACUCUGGCCAAACUCACUGAAAUUUUGCUUUCCUAUGUGACAGCUUCAAGGCCAGAAUUACAUCACAUUUAUUCCCUUUCCUUUCUCCAUUGCAGGAGUAAAUCUAGAGUCAUUUUCUAUUCCAGCAGAUAAUACCUGGAGUCUGAACUAUUAUUACAAAAUUGAUUUUUUUAUAACAUUAAUUGUUCCAUGCCUAUUUUGUGCCUUUUUGCAAUGCCAAUAAAGUCAUAAAUUUAAAUUUGCAUGUGCUAAAUACCUGAAAAGCAGCUAUUUGUUUAACUAUCCUUAAAAAAAAAUCCAUUUUAAAUUGUAUAAUGCACAUAGCAGAGAAGUGCAGAUAAGUUGAUGUACUAUAUGGUAUGUACUGCCCUGAAUGGGUUGGUAUCUUAGAAUUCUUAUACUUCCAUACUCUUCAUAUUCAGCUUCAUACAGUACUCAUCUCCCUUGCUGAAAUUUGUAAUUUGAGAUGUAUAGUAACUAUUUGGUUGAUUAGUAGACUUUAGGAAUGGUAUUAGUGGAUUGAUCCUUUGAAUUUAGUGUGUUUGAUUCUGGUCUGUAUACAACUGUUGGAUUUCUUUCCCUUGGAUUAUAAAACAUGUAAUGGAAGUAUUCCUUUGUACUAAAACAAGUGAAUUCUUAUAUUACUGUGUAUAUUGUAAAUCAGACAAUCUAAGAUUCCCAGCUUUGAAAUUGGCUCCUUUUUUUGUGUGACCUAGUUUGAAAUUAAUCCUACCAAAGGUUGAAAAGGGAAACCAGCCACGAGGCCUUUGACCGAUUUGGAAACACGAAUCUGGAGCAAAAGCUGUCUCCUUUAUUUGAGUGGAUGUGGACUGACAGCACCAUCAUGGUGUGGUUUUAAUGCCUAGGCUGCCCAUUCCUGCCCUUGAGAUGGUGAAAAGGCUAUUGAAAAGCUUCAGAGAUGGAAAAAAAAGCAAUUUAUCUGUUUUUAAAUUAUUUCUUAAAAAGCAACAUAAAAUGGUGUAAUGUGUAAUUGUUUCCAAUAAAGAGGAGACAGUUUGUUUCUUGUG
This is a messenger RNA of Pristis pectinata (smalltooth sawfish), 9725 nucleotides long. It is a transcript of the gene bicd1a, whose product is annotated as bicaudal D homolog 1a. Gene Ontology annotation, molecular function: dynein complex binding; dynein intermediate chain binding; dynactin binding. Gene Ontology annotation, cellular component: cytosol; Golgi apparatus. Gene Ontology annotation, biological process: positive regulation of receptor-mediated endocytosis; regulation of microtubule cytoskeleton organization; microtubule anchoring at microtubule organizing center. The coding region runs from base 293 to 2956 and encodes 887 amino acids. Lineage: Eukaryota; Metazoa; Chordata; Chondrichthyes; Rhinopristiformes; Pristidae. The record is from RefSeq and is a predicted model, not a curated record. The transcript has 9 exons.